This is a messenger RNA of Frieseomelitta varia, 3724 nucleotides long. RefSeq names its product sodium/potassium/calcium exchanger Nckx30C (gene Nckx30C). The coding region runs from base 372 to 2492 and encodes 706 amino acids. Gene Ontology annotation, biological process: calcium ion transmembrane transport; intracellular calcium ion homeostasis. Gene Ontology annotation, cellular component: membrane. Gene Ontology annotation, molecular function: calcium, potassium:sodium antiporter activity; calcium channel activity. The record is from RefSeq and is a predicted model, not a curated record. The transcript is spliced from 7 exons. NCBI's taxonomy places the organism in Eukaryota, Metazoa, Arthropoda, Insecta, Hymenoptera, Apidae.
GAUCCAUCCACUCGUCGGAGGGAGCCAUCGAAGGUGGAGGAGCAUGCGAGAGCAGCUCCUCGGUGUUUCAACAUGACCCAGCCUUAGUAGGGUACCUCUGCUGGCGUACACCCUCCGCGCCGCGACACGAUACGACACGCAGAAGGAGGUGGUGGAGGAGGCGGAGGUGGUGCCGGCGGAGGAGGCGGUGGUGGUGGUGGAGGCGGCGGCGGCCAGAGAGGUGGUGGAGGACGGGGGAGAGGAGGAGGAGGAGGAGGACGGAGAAGAAGAAGACGAAGGAGGAGAAGGAGGAGGAGGACGGUGGACUCGCUAACGACGGCGAACGUCCUCGAGGGUGCAAGAUACCAGCACCAGCAACACCACCGACGACGAUGAUCGUGACAGGCGGCGAACGACGUACAUGUUGGAGGAGGAGGCGCCGAUUCGCGGUUGCGGUACUGGCCUCGGCCCUACUAACCUUAGCGAUCGGUCCCGCGCCAACCGAGGGACACAGGCCAGCACCAAACAAUCCGAUCAUUCUGCAGACGAGCACCAGCACGACAACUACGCCCUUCUACGUCCACUCGGUGAACGGUACCGUCUUACCGAAUGCCAACUACAACAACAACAAUGAGUUGGAUCCAUACGGGGGGGAAGACGGAUACAACAGUACCAUCCAUCAUCACCAUCAUAAGAAAGUCGGCGCUAACAUGACCGAGGAGAAGGCGCCUCUCUUUCCCAGUGAUCUCUUCACCGUCCAGCAACGGCAACGCGGUGCCGUGAUACUUCACGUAAUGGGUGUAGUGUACAUGUUUGUCGCGUUGGCGAUCGUUUGCGACGAGUUCUUCGUGCCGUCUCUGGACGUGAUCAUUGAGAAACUCGAGAUCGCCGACGACGUUGCGGGUGCUACUUUCAUGGCGGCCGGUGGUUCGGCCCCGGAACUCUUCACAUCGAUAAUCGGCGUGUUCGUGUCGUUCGACGACGUCGGUAUCGGUACCAUCGUCGGUUCGGCCGUCUUCAAUAUUCUCUUCGUGAUCGGCAUGUGCGCUAUAUUCUCGCGUACCGUGCUCUCCCUCACAUGGUGGCCUCUAUUUCGCGACUGCACUUUUUAUAGCGCCAGUCUGAUCACCCUGAUCUAUUUCUUCCGUGAUAAUUAUAUUCACUGGUACGAGGCCCUCGUGCUCUUCGGAUUCUACUUGGCUUACGUGAGCUUCAUGAAGUGGAACCAACCGAUGGAGAAGCUGGUCAAGAGAGUGAUCUAUAGAAACAAGGUGACCCGGGUCAGGUCUACCGAUCAGCUGAUGCCCUCGCACCAGAGCGCCGCCCAGGCAUUGCAGCAUCCGAACGCGACGAACAGUAGCGAGACGAGCGUGGGUGGCGUGUCGGGUGCAUGCGGAAGCAGCGGCAUACCGGCGGGUGGAGAGGCCGGGUGCAGCAGCAGAGGUGGCAGCAGCAGUGGUGCCGGUGGCACGGCCGGACAGGGCUGCGAGCAGGGAGCCCACGGUGGCUCCUCGUCUCAUUCCAGGGAGAGCCACGCCAAGUUCAGGCACGGCUUGCUACAGCUUAUGAUCCACACGAUCGAUCCGCUCCACGACGGUCAGUCCCGCGCCGGCAAAGUGGACGAGAAAGCGACGCAACUGCACGCGAUAGCGUCGCUAAAGGUGUUACUGGAUGCCACCAGGCCGCACAACGGCGCUGCGACGUCGACCGCCGCCCAUUACUCCGGUGCCUCGUCGAAAGAGACCACUCUGCAGCUGCAGCAAGGCUCCCAGGGCACCACCACGACCACCACUACGACGACGACCACCGCUGGCACCACCGCCGGCAUCCAGGAACUUCCCAACGGUGGUAUAGCCGCUGGCCUCGACGCGGGCCUCGAUUCGGGUGAGGAGGAUGAACCUCCGGAAGCGUUGGACAUGGGCUGGCCCAGCAGUCCCAGGAAGAGACUCACUUACAUUUUGGUCGCGCCGAUUCUGUUCCCUCUGUGGCUGACGUUACCGGACACGAGGACACCCAGAGGGAAAAAGUUCUUCGCGGUGACGUUCAUCGGCUCGAUCUGCUGGAUCGCGGCGUAUUCGUACCUGAUGGUCUGGUGGGCGAACGUCGCCGGCGACACGAUUCGCAUCCCGCCGGAAGUGAUGGGACUGACGUUCCUCGCAGCCGGUACCAGCAUCCCAGACCUGAUCACCAGCGUGAUCGUCGCGCGAAAAGGAUUCGGCGACAUGGCCGUCUCGAGCUCCGUUGGCAGCAACAUCUUCGACGUGACAGUUGGGCUUCCGGUACCGUGGUUGCUGUACGGCUUGAUCUACGGAAGACCCGUGGAGGUGAACUCGGUGGGCAUGGUGUGCAGCAUAGCGAUCCUCUUCUGCAUGCUGUCGUUCGUGAUCUUUAGCAUCGCCUGUUUCAAGUGGCGGAUGAACAAGGGACUCGGGUUCACCAUGUUCCUCCUCUACUUCGUCUUCGUCGCCGUCUCGCUGAUGUUCGAGUACGAGAUGCUGGUCUGUCCGGUGUAGGAAACCGGGAGCGAGCCAGAAAGGUCCAGCAAGGACGGCAGAUGGACGCACACUUACGGGUCUCGUCAUCGUCAUAAUCAUCGUCGUCGGCGAGUCGUCCAGCGGCCGACGAGCAAAAUCUUCCUCGAGCGCCGGAUCGAUCGACAGAGGAGAACGAUAGACAACAGCCUUCCUGAAAUAACUAUCGAAACAGUGUCGAUGCAUCACGAUCCCCUUCCCUCGUUCCCACCGAAGAAUCUCGUCACCCUCCCAAUAUCGCCGGUUUGAUACGGUCGAACGAUUAUUACACGUUAACUCAAUAUUACGAAGCGUAUUUGUUUUUCUCUCUUUCCUUUGUCUUUUUUUUCUCUCUUUCUUUCUUUCUUUCUUUCUUUUUCUUCUUCUUCUUCUUUUUCUUUCCGUUCUAGUCGAGAAUACGUGUACAUAUUGUAUAAACCUAUUGAAAUACCUGAAACAAAAUACUCGUCUCGUUAAGAAUUCCAAGGCGGCGAAAUUCUGUUCGACGAACAGGAGCCGUAGUCGUCGCUUUGUCCGAAACGCAGCGAGCGCGUCGGCCAGUCGUGCCAACGAUCCCGCCGAAACGUUGUCUACUUGGCGCGAGUAGACGUCUCGUGGAUCACGGUGAUCCACCACUUUUGUCGCUACGAUUCCCACGUCCCUUUUUCUCUUUUCUUCUUUAUCUCUUUCCUCGCCUCUCCUCCCCUCCACCCCGCCCCGCCCUGCCCCUUCUUCUCCUAUUUUCUUCCCUUCCUUCUUUUCUCUUCUCCACGCUUCUUCUCUUCGUACCUGUACCUCCUCUUACGAGAGCCGCACUCUUACCAUUGUUCCUUCUACGGAUAUUUAUCCUAGAUGUAGCGUCUCGAUUCGUGCAACUUGCUCGUCGACGCCACUCGUCACAGACUCUCGCACGCUCGAAGCUCGACGCACCGGUCUCCAAGCGCGAGGAUCGUCGAAGCGCACGAUCCAACUCGCAGAAUACUACUCGCGCGACUCAUUGAAGUGGCGUCAGCCGAAUUGACAAAUCGGGUUCCGCAACCGCGUCGAGUGAAUUGCAAUUGCUAUAUCGAACCGACGAGCCGUCACCGAUUCUGCCAUUGGCACGGUUUCAUCCUCCGAGCAAGCGAUCGACGAUUCCUCGUUUACACAGUGGACGGCCUGACCGCUCGCUGAUUUCUCUCUCUAUAUACAUACAUAUAUAUAUAUAUAUAUGUAUAUAUAUAUAUAUAUAUAUA